AGCGAAUCUUCUUACUACAAUUACAUGGAGGAAUGUGGCAUUUCACGCCCCAGAACUCAAAUCUGGGGACGUGAUAGACGCCGUGCACUCGUGAGACGGGUCCCACAAGUGUUGUCACGCUCCAAAACCCAAUUUCGAGGCAUGACAGGCGCCGUGCACUCGUGAGAGGGUCUCACAAAUGCACAAGGCUCGAAACUUAAUCAUAUCAUAAUCUGAUACCAUCAAAAUCUAAAGAUCAAAUCUUAAAAUCUGCUCUGAUAUCAUAAAAUCUCCAAAUACAUUCUAGUUUACAAGAUCAGGAUUUAUUUCUAAAUCUAUGUUCAAUCUCGAAAUGGCUAGCCUUCUAACUCGUCACUUCCCGUAGUUUCCCCGUCUUCGAUUUCGCUUCCUAAAAUGGUGGACAAGGAAAAACUAUGAGAUAAACUCAAUAAGUAAAUAUGGAGUGCCUUUAAUUAAACUUAUAGCAUGCC
Messenger RNA from Rubroshorea leprosula, 470 nucleotides. Lineage: Eukaryota; Viridiplantae; Streptophyta; Magnoliopsida; Malvales; Dipterocarpaceae. The record is from the annotation of a GenBank genome assembly.